GCGAGUGGAAGGAAAAGCAGAGGCGGCCUCCGGCCCGGAGACAGGGCGGCGGGACGGGGGCGACCCAGGAGGAGGAAGAUGAGCCUCAAGUCGGAACGCCGAGGCAUCCAUGUCGAUCAGUCGGAGCUGCUCUGCAAGAAAGGAUGUGGUUACUAUGGCAACCCUGGGUGGCAAGGCUUCUGCUCCAAGUGCUGGAGGGAAGAGUAUCAAAAGGCCAGGCAGAAGCAGAUCCAGGAGGACUGGGAGCUUGCUGAACGGCUGCAGCGUGAGGAAGAGGAAGCCUACGCCAGCACUCAGCACCCUCAAGGGGCCCAGUCGGCCCAGUCGCUCACGUUCUCCAAGUUCGAGGAGAAGAAAACCAACGAGAAGUCACGGAAAGUGACGACCGUGAAGAAAUUCUUUGGGGCUUCUUCCCGGGCAGGAUCCAAGAAAGUGCUGGCUGGCAAGCUGAGAGAAGUCCAGGAAGCCAAGGCUGCCAGUCCGAUAAGCAGGCAAGUCAGUAUUGAAACGGACAGAGUGUCCAAGGACUUCUGUGAGUUCUUGAAGACCUACCACAAACCUGGGCAGGAGAUCUACAAGCAGUGCAAACUCUUUCUGGAAGCCAUGCAUCACAAGCGGGAUCUGAGUAUCGAAGAACAGUCCGAAUACACCCAGGACUUCUAUCAGAAUGUGGCGGAUAAGCUGCACGCCCGCUGGAAAGUGUCCCCAGAAAAAGUGGAAAUGGCGAUGGACCAGAUUGAGAAAUACAUCAUGACCCGUCUAUAUAAGUAUGUUUUCUGCCCGGAAACUACUGAGGAUGAGAAGAAGGACCUUGCUGUUCAAAAGAGAAUCAGGGCUUUGCAUUGGGUGACUUCACAGAUGCUGUGUGUCCCUGUUGAUGAGGAAAUUCCCGAAGUUUCUGAUGUGGUGGUGAAAGCAAUCACAGACAUUAUUGAGAUGGAUUCGAAGCGGGUUCCGCGGGACAAGCUGGCCUGCAUCACCAGCUGCAGCAAGCACAUCUUCACCGCCAUCCGGACCACGAAGAACGAGCCGGCCUCCGCAGACGACUUCCUGCCUACCCUCAUCUACAUCGUUCUGAAGGGCAACCCGCCCCGCCUGCAGUCCAACAUCCAGUACAUCACUCGGUUUUGCAAUCCCAGCAGGCUCAUGACAGGAGAGGACGGCUAUUACUUCACUAACCUGUGCUGUGCCGUGGCCUUCAUAGAGAAGCUGGAUGCGCAGUCCCUAAACCUGAGCGAGGAAGACUUUGACCGUUACAUGUCUGGCCAGGCAUCUCCAAAGAAGCAGGAACCCGAGAACUGGUCGGCUGACAUGUGCGUGGGCGUCCGGCAGAUGUACAGGAACCUCGAUCUCCUCUCCCAGCUCAACGAGCGGCAGGAGAGGAUCGUGAGCGAGGCCAAGAAGCUGGAGAGAGAUCUGAUUGACUGGACCGACGGGGUCGCCAAGGAAGUCCAAGAGAUCGUCGAGAAGUAUCCCUUGGAGAUCAAGCCCCCCAACCCGGCCUUGGCGGCCAUCGACUCUGAAAACGUCGAGAACGACAAACUCCCGCCACCAUUGCAGCCUCAGGUGUACGCUGGAUGAUAGCCGCUUCUGGGGCAGCGGCAGGCACGUUCCCUUCACGCUGCUUUCUGCUUCUUGGCGGGUGGCCCGAGAGAUGCUUCAGAGGGGUUUAAAGCUGGCACAUUUUUUUAGAGGUACUAUUACUGCCAGGGGUGCCCGGCAGUGUUUGUUUUAGCCAGAAAAUAGGUUUGUUUUCAGGGUUGUGUGUAUGGUGAAGGUGAACUGAAUUUAACUUCUUCUUUUUUUUUACACAACUCCAGUGUAAUUUUAACGGGACACCCAGGGGUGUGCGUGUGCAGUUUUCCCUUCCAGGCGUGGUCUUUUUUUUUUUUUUUUAAACCCGGUUGACGUGUGUUUGGCCCUCCCGCUCCCCUUCCCAAAUCAAGGCGAUG
Messenger RNA from Gekko japonicus, 1952 nucleotides. It is a transcript of the gene RABGEF1, whose product is annotated as RAB guanine nucleotide exchange factor (GEF) 1. Bases 79 to 1581 code for a protein of 500 amino acids. Gene Ontology annotation, biological process: vesicle-mediated transport. The record is from RefSeq and is a predicted model, not a curated record. Gene Ontology annotation, cellular component: endocytic vesicle; cytosol. Lineage: Eukaryota; Metazoa; Chordata; Lepidosauria; Squamata; Gekkonidae. Gene Ontology annotation, molecular function: zinc ion binding; DNA binding; guanyl-nucleotide exchange factor activity. The transcript is spliced from 10 exons.